AUAUAAUAAAAUGAAAACACUUCAUCUAGUUAUAGUUCCUACUAGUAACUUGAGCCAUUUAUUGUUAAAACUUUUUGUUUGCACCAAUGACUUCUGGUUUUGUACCUUCUCCCUCUUCACCAUCACAACCUAACUCAUCAACUGAGUUCAUUGAUGGCUUAAAGUUUGGUCAAAAAAUAUACUUUGAAGAUACAGCACCUCAAACCAAACCUAAUGGUCGUUCAUCUUCAUCUUCUUCUUCAUCUAUGGGGAUUAUGAUGAAGAAGGGAAGUCAUCCCCCUAGGUGUCAAGUUGAAGGUUGUAAAGUAGAUCUGAGUGGCGCUAAGGCUUAUUAUUCUAGACAUAAGGUUUGUUGCAUGCAUUCAAAAUCUCCUUCUGUUGUUGUUUCUGGUUUGGAUCAGAGGUUUUGCCAACAGUGUAGCAGAUUCCAUCAGCUGCCUGAAUUUGAUCAAGGAAAACGAAGUUGCCGCAGGCGACUAGCUGGCCAUAAUGAAAGGCGGAGAAAGCCUCAACCGAGCUCCGUGUUUACCUCGCGCUUUCCCACACUCUCUCCACCUACUUUUGAUAACAAUGGCAAAUGUGAUAACUUUCUGAUGGAAUGUGCUUCAUACCAGAACAACUCAAUGCUAACUACAAGAUCAUCCGAGCUGGUACGCGGCGAUCAAACAACGCCAUUUACAUGGCAAAACAACUCAUGGAUGCCGCCAUCCGAGUUUUUUCAGCAAACAACAAACUUCGAUGGCGCUAGACAUCUUCCAACGGCAAACUACAAUGAAGUCACAGAUUCGAGCUGUGCUCUCUCUCUUCUGUCAAACCAAACAUGGUAUUCUAGAAACACAACAUCACCAAGUGUGGAGAUGAACAACUACUUGUUGAAUUUCAAUGGUUCUUCACUCAUGACAAAGCAAUCUUCUCAAGGUGCAGCCAGUUUUCAACUUCCAAAUGCUGCUUGGUUUUUAAAGGGGGUUGAUUCUCGUAACUGUUUGUCGCCCGAACCUGUUCCCGGUCUCGGCCAAUAUUCACAGGCUAUGAAUAGCGAUCUUCAUGGCGAGAUCGAUAUGCCACAAGGCAAGAGGCAAUAUUACUGGUCACUAUAAAACUCUUAUGGUUGAUUUGGCUGGAACUAUUUGAUGAGUUACCAGACUAUUCUAGUGCAUAUUUUGGUUUCUUUGUUUAAAACUUAUGAGCAUGUCAUUGUCAUUUUGUGGAAUUUAUGUAAACAAUGUGAAUUGUAUUGUAUUGUUUUAAUUUGUGACCAAUAGAUGAAUGGCCUCAUUUUAUUACGUUA
Molecule: messenger RNA, 1288 nt
Organism: Lathyrus oleraceus (garden pea)
Lineage: Eukaryota; Viridiplantae; Streptophyta; Magnoliopsida; Fabales; Fabaceae
Product: squamosa promoter-binding-like protein 9
Exons: 3
Coding region: 87-1097 (336 amino acids)
Cellular component (GO): nucleus
Molecular function (GO): DNA binding
Source: RefSeq, a predicted model, not a curated record